CAAGAAAGCCAAUAAUGCAAGAUAGCUUAGAUAGAAAAGAAAAGAAAAGAAAAGAAUAGGGAACGUGAGGCAAUUUCUAAUUAUUAAUUUUUUUUUUGAAAGGAAUAUUAAUCCUCGAAUAUGAUUUCAUUAUAAAUAAAUUGUUCAAAUCUAUAUCCAAAAUGGAGUGUGCUCAAUAGGGAAGGCAGCUCCACCUAUCCUUACAAUAUCUACCACUACUUGAUAAAUCUUGUUGAAAAUGGAGGAGUGUCUCGAGGAAAGGCUAAUAGACGACCAUAAUCGGUCGCCUUCGAAGACGAAGACGAAGAAGGGCAGUUUUAUUACUUUGCCGUUCAUCAUAGCAAAUGAAUCAUUUGAGAAAGUAGCAAGUUAUGGGUUGACGACAAACAUGAUACUCUAUUUGAUGAAUGAUUACAAGAUGAGUUUAGCAAAAGGCCAGAAUUUGCUCUACUUGUGGACUGCUGCUAUCAAUUUCUUACCUAUUAUUGGUGCUUUUCUGGCUGAUUCUUUUCUGGGUCGUUUCCUCACUAUUGGUCUUGGUUCCAUCUUCAGCCUCUUGGGGAUGCUUAUGCUUUGGAUGACAACAAUAAUCCGGGAAGCGAAAACUACAAACGGAAUGUACGCCCUCCUAGUGUUCGCCUUUGUUUUCAUAGCGAUCGGUGCCGGUGGUGUUAGGCCUUGCUCUCUGGCAUUUGGAGCUGAUCAAGUGGACAAAAGAGAUAAUAACAAAAACAAGACAAUUCUGGAAACAUUCUUCAACUGGUACUAUGCUUGUGGUUGCUUCUCUGUUGUGCUUGCAAUGACACUGAUUGUGUACAUCCAAGAACAAUGGGGUUGGGCAGUUGGUUUUGGAAUCCCAGUAAUACUCAUGUUCUUAUCAACCCUCUUCCUCUUCCUUGCUCUUCCUUAUUACGUCAUGAAUCCGGUUAAAAAGAGUCUCUUCAACAGCCUUGUACGAGUUGCUGUCGCAGCUUUCAGAAACAGAAAAAUAACAACUCCAUCAGAAUCAAGUGUUGUUCAAUACCAUUAUUUGGAGAAAGAUUCAACAAUAACAAUUCCUAGUGACAGAUUAAAAUUCUUGAAUAAGGCUUGUACCAUUCAAGACCUUGAUCAAGAUAUCGGUCCUGAUGGCUCGGCCACAAAUCCAUGGACACUAUGCACAGUGGAGGAAGUUGAAGAACUAAAGUCUCUGAUUAGAGUCCUCCCAAUUUGGUCCACAGGAGUCAUAAUGUCCAUACAUGCUAGCCAGAGUUCAUUCGGUUUGCUCCAAGCGGAAUCCAUGGACAGGCAUCUAGGGUCAAACUUUGAAGUUCCAGCAGCUUCGUUUAUUACCUUCUCAACCAUCGUCAUAGUAGUCUGGAUUCCUAUCUAUGACCGCGUACUUCUUCCCCUAGCAUCAAGAGCCUAUGGGAAGCCUGUUGUCCUUGAUGUGAAGUUGAGGAUGGGGAUAGGACUAUUCUGUGCAUUCAUGUCCAUGUUGGUUGCUGGAAUUGUUGAAUACAUACGAAGGGAACGAGCAGUAGUUACUACAAACGGACAAUCAGCAGUUCUCAUGUCUGCGUUUUGGCUAGUACCCCAAUACAUCUUCAGCGGCCUUGCUGAAUCAUUCAAUGCUAUCGGACAGAACGAGUUCUUCUACACUGAAAUGCCCAAGAGUAUGUCAAGUAUAGCAACUUGUCUCUUCGGGGUAGGAAUGGCUAUAGCCAACUUGUUGGCAAGUUUAAUAUUUAACUUGUUGAAUGAUAUUACUAAGGGAGGAGGACAGGAAAGCUGGGUUUCAGGCGACAUUAACAGGGGUCACUAUGACUAUUAUUAUUGGCUUCUAGCUACAUUAUGCUCCUUCAAUAUGUUGUAUUACAUGUUCUGUAGUUGGUCUUAUGGACCUGUUGUUUCAAGAUCUUCAUAGAACUAUAUAUCAGUAUAUAUACCAAUCAAAAUAUCGCGAGUUGGUAUAUAAUAAUACUGAUUGGUACAUGUAUAUAAUCAAUCAGUGUAUUAGUGUAUGUGUAUAUCAUUUUUUUUCUUUCCUGAAGGUAAGAAAAAUAAACUUAGGAGACAGUGUAUGUGUAUUAUAAUUAAUGGUGGAUGGUUGUAGUCUUUUACUAUGUA
Molecule: messenger RNA, 2109 nt
Organism: Spinacia oleracea (spinach)
Lineage: Eukaryota; Viridiplantae; Streptophyta; Magnoliopsida; Caryophyllales; Amaranthaceae
Product: protein NRT1/ PTR FAMILY 1.2
Exons: 3
Coding region: 239-1906 (555 amino acids)
Biological process (GO): transmembrane transport; oligopeptide transport
Cellular component (GO): membrane
Molecular function (GO): transmembrane transporter activity
Source: RefSeq, a predicted model, not a curated record